Molecule: messenger RNA, 1373 nt
Organism: Salvia splendens (bonfire salvia)
Lineage: Eukaryota; Viridiplantae; Streptophyta; Magnoliopsida; Lamiales; Lamiaceae
Product: heat stress transcription factor B-2b
Exons: 3
Coding region: 274-1167 (297 amino acids)
Biological process (GO): regulation of transcription by RNA polymerase II
Cellular component (GO): nucleus
Molecular function (GO): RNA polymerase II cis-regulatory region sequence-specific DNA binding; DNA-binding transcription factor activity
Source: RefSeq, a predicted model, not a curated record
UGGUGUAUAAUUUACUGUUUUCCUCUAUUUUUAAACCGUUCUUUCCACAGCCUUCUUCUCCCAUUGCGAACUUUCUAGAAAAAGAGUGUGUGGUUCUUCGUGUUCUUCAGAUUUCAUCUGUAGAUUGUUCUCGCAGGAAUUUGAGAUACGGAAAGUUGUUGCUUAUAAUCACAGAUUUUGAAGCGAAGCUGUGAUAAAUAAGCCGUUGGAGUUGUAGAUUUUUUUGCUGUAUAGGGUUUGAAUAUACAUAAAUCGAUCGCGUGUUCAUCUAAUAUGAGCGGCGACGGCAGCGCUGGGAGCGGCGGAGGAGAGUCGCAGAGGUCGGUUCCGACGCCGUUUCUGACGAAAACGUAUCAGCUGGUUGAUGAUCCGAGUUUCAACGAUUUGAUCUCGUGGAAUGAAGAUGGAACAACCUUCAUCGUGUGGCGGCCAGCUGAAUUUGCGAGGGAUUUGUUGCCUAAAUAUUUCAAACACAAUAAUUUCUCCAGUUUUGUUCGUCAGCUCAACACCUACGGAUUCCGAAAAAUCGUUCCCGAUCGGUGGGAGUUCGCGAACGAUUGCUUCAGAAGAGGCGAAAAGGCGCUGCUCAGAGACAUCCAACGCCGUAAAAUUUCGGUUGCGAACACCGCCUCCACCGCGGCUGCGACUACUACGGCGCUGCCUGCGGCGGUAGCGAUUCAGAUCUCCCCUGCGACCUCCGGCGACGAGCAGGUCCUCUCAUCCAACUCUUCCCCGGCGGCAGCGACUCCGCCGCGGCGGCAAUGCACAUCGACGCCGGAAAUGAUGGAGGAGAACGAGAGAUUGAGGAGAGAGAAUUCGCAGCUGAGGCAGGAGCUGAGCCGACUGAGGGGAAUGUGCAGCAGCAUUUACAAUCUGAUGUCGGGCUACGAACCUAAUCCGGGCGAGGCGCUGGCGCUGGAGCUUAUGCCGGAGGCGCGGGCGUGCUGCAGCGCGGAGGAGGAGGAGGAGGACGACGAGGUGUUGGAGGAGAUGUGCCCGAGGCUGUUCGGGGUGUCGAUCGGGGUGAAGCGGUACAAGAGAAGCGGAGAUCGGACGGCGGCGCGUGGGGAGGACGUGAAAUCGGAGCCGUCGGAUGGGGGAGCAGCGAGGAGCGCGAUCCCAGGGGUAGAAUUGUCAAUUACUGUUGAUAGUGGCUAUACGUGUUAGCUCGAAAACAUUGUACUGAUAUAAUGGCCAUGGUUUUGAUGUUGACCGUUUCGGUGAUGAGUUGGCCCGGCCCGGAUCGACACGGCCCGAUUGGAUGGCUACGUGUUUGGUCAUAGAGCUUGAUGAUGUAAUAUAGGGCUUUAAUUAUGUGCAAUAAAUACAUCCCAAAUAUCUAUGUGAUAUAUUAAUCAUGAUUAGGGGGCUGA